UUAUCAAGAAAAUAGAAUCACUUGUUUGUGAAGCAACAUAGUGUGAUAAUCCCAAGAUUUUUUAAAACUUUUUUUUGUGUGUGGUUUUUUCUUGCUAGUGUGGUUUUGUAGGGGCCUUUUUACACUCUCUUUCUCGUUGUAUAUAAUGUGGAUAUAUCCUUUUAAGUUAUAAUCAUCAUCUCUCAUUCUUUAUGUCAUUCUAGAACAAACUAUCAACAUCACAACCAUCAUCAUUAGCAUCAUCAUUAAGUUCCAAAAGAUGAAGGGAAGAUUUUAUAGGUUUGUUAUAAUAAUAAUGUUGUGUAUAAUGAGAGUAAUUAGCAGGCCUUUUGGGCCGAUAGUUGAUGGCCCUCCAAUUCUUGUCUCUACAAAACAAGGCACAUCAACAAAGACUAUGUCAUAUCAAUCUAGUAUAGCUCCUAAACCAAUGAUAGAUUCAAGAAUUGUCAAUAAGAAUGAGGAAGAUAUGAGGAAUAACAAUGAAGAAGAUGAGAGAUAUGGAAGAGGGAUAGAGAACAGGAUAGGAUCAAGACCACCAAACUGUGCUCACAAGUGUUAUGGGUGCAGUCCAUGUGAAGCCACACAAGUGCCUACAAACAGCCAUGUGGGAAUCCAGUAUACAAACUAUGAGCCUGAAGGAUGGAAAUGCAAGUGUGGUCCUACUUUUUAUAGUCCAUGAUAUCAUCUUCUCAUGCAAUGUAAUGAUAUAUAAAAUUAACAACAUAUAUAUCCCAUAUAAUAUGGUAUCUUAACAUUCUAGUUGUUUUUUUUUUUAAAUGAUUUAGCUACAUAGUUAGUAGAUGUAGGAUUUUGAAUGGUAUAUGUAUUUAAGUUAAUUAAACAUUAAAUAUUUGGUGUGGUUCUUAAACAUUAAUUUGUAUGCCAAGUCUUUUUGGAA
Molecule: messenger RNA, 898 nt
Organism: Erigeron canadensis
Lineage: Eukaryota; Viridiplantae; Streptophyta; Magnoliopsida; Asterales; Asteraceae
Product: EPIDERMAL PATTERNING FACTOR-like protein 6
Exons: 3
Coding region: 260-679 (139 amino acids)
Biological process (GO): guard cell differentiation; stomatal complex development
Source: RefSeq, a predicted model, not a curated record